CUAAGAGAAUUCUUAAGCAAAAAACAUUGUAUACAUCACGUUUACAAAUUAAGUGGAAAUAGAAAUUUGAGAAGUUUUCCUAACCAAAAAAAUGAAGAUCACUAACUCUCAGAAAAUCAAGUUAGCAUGUUCGUUCCUUCUUGUAGCAGUGUUGCUGCAAAUCCUUGCGAUGAAAGUGGAAGCGGGGUGUUCAGGUGCAGUGUGUCCACCUGCGUGUCCUUCACCAUGUGUUUGUGGAUUUACCGAUGGCUCACUAAAAAGGUGUUGCAACAUCUAUGACGCUCCAUGUGAUCCUUUAGCACCAACAUACGAGUGUUGUGAUGGACUUACAUGUCUUCAAGUUACACCCGGAGUAUUUAAAUGCAAAGAAAAAUGUGAAGACCACCCAAAUCAUGAAUGUUAUCCUGGCCUUUACGAAUGUUGUGAAGAUUCUGGUCUUUCAUGUGUUUCGAUGGGUGGUGAUACAUACAACUGCGUUUAAGUGUGAAGUCAACACAAUUGCCAUUUUUCAUACACCUCAUCAACCCACGAAAAUGGAUAUGGCCUACGUAACUUUUAAUUCGAUGUUCUUUUAUGUGUUUUUUUUUUGUUAAUGACGUGUGCUUUGUGUGAUUUCCUUCGCAUUUUAUUUUCACAGUUUGUGGUUGGAUUGGAAAUCUUUGUAACUUCUGAUUGUGUUAUCAAUACUUAACAUUUACUAGAUCUGCGGACUGCGGACUAGAAAUAGUUGAGUUGUAUUUUAAAACGAGUGCAUUAUAAAAACGUUCAUUUUAAUUUGUUGCAA
This is a messenger RNA of Spinacia oleracea (spinach), 784 nucleotides long. RefSeq lists its product as uncharacterized. NCBI's taxonomy places the organism in Eukaryota, Viridiplantae, Streptophyta, Magnoliopsida, Caryophyllales, Amaranthaceae. The record is from RefSeq and is a predicted model, not a curated record. Bases 92 to 481 code for a protein of 129 amino acids. The transcript has 2 exons.